UGACGUUGUUCCAGCUCAAGCAGCUUUUUGUUUGCACGGCUGAGGUCUUGAAGUAUUUCUGGCACUUUGGCGCCUCCUGUGGCCCUGUUUAACAAUCGAGCCGUGUCCCUGUCUCUCUCUCUCCCACACUUCCUGUCCGUCAGUCCUGUGCAGCAGCAGCAGCCGCCUGUCCUCAGACAUGGAGAGCUGGUAGAAGCGCAGCAGCAGCGGCCGCUCUCCCCUCCUCGCUCCGGUGGAUGUUGGAUGUACCAUGAGGUCUCCGCGGCUCUGGGCGGUUCUGUGCCUCCUCCUCACCGCCUCCUGCCGGCUCUGCGCGGCCGCCCGACACGGUUGUUUGUUUGAGAAGAAGCUCUGUCCCAGAGGCCAGCUGUGCAACGAUGACGGGCUGUUCGGACAGUGCCAGGCUCCUCACCAGGAGCCUGUCCAGUACCAGGUGUCAGUACAGGUCCUGCACAAACUUCAGGAAGUCCUCAAAGACCUGAUGGUGCAAGGUCUGACCUGGAGGGACGACAUAACCCAGGAGAUCAUCGGCCGAGAGCUGAGUCACGUUCCCGUUGUCGGCUCCUCGUCCAGACUUCAUGAGAAGUCACCUAAACCCCAGCGGAGAGUUCAGGGACCCGAGGAUCCAGCUAACCCUGAGAUGGUGCAACAGUACGUGGACUACAUGAUCCUCGACCCCUCCCGAUCCUCUGUCCACAUGCAGACGCCCCUGCUUGACCCCUACACUUACCACAAGCAGCAGCAGCAGUACGGCUACCAGGAGGAAGAGGAGCGCUCCCUCAACUCUCUAGACGAUAAUCCAGCCUUCCCGCUCCUCGCCUCGCCCUCCCGCUCCAGGUCCAGAGGAAACUCUGUGGACAGAGACCGGCAGCUCCUCCAGAACCUGGUGUCCUUUUACCUCACUUCCCCCUCGUCCUCCUCUUCUUCCUCCUCUUCCUACCCUGUGCAGUCCCUCUCCCGCAACAGAGGGGCAGCGGCAGCAGCUGCAGGAUUUCCCUCAUCGUUGUCCUCCUCCUCAUCCUCCUCCCUCUUCCGGGAGCUGGACUUCCCCCUGGACUACGGCGAGGACUACAUUUCCCAGGUGGCUCAGCUCAGCAAACAGCAGCAGGCAGAGAAGAAGAAGCAGGAAGAGUAUGAUGCCCUGUCAGCACUGGAUGAGCGCUCUCUGCACAGGCUGGCUCUGCUGCUCGAUCACUACGGCCUCGACGUCAAGGACCUGUCCCCCGAGCAGAAGGAAAACCUGCCAGCCGCCCUGAAGCAGCUGCAGCUGGACGGCUCGUACGCCCGCGGACGAGAUAAAUAUGGGAACAGUGCUGCCACAGGCAAGAAGAUCACUGAGGGUUCCAUGGCGUAUAAGAUGGCCGCCCCAGAGGCUCCGCCCUCCAAGCCAGAAGGAGUCCAGAAAGAUUCGCCCGCAGCAGCUAAUCAGGAGACACAGAGGAAGAACGAAGCAGCAGCCAAGCCGGAGUACGGCUACAUCGUCACCAAUCAGAGCCCCCUCAGUCUGAACGACGGGGUGCGACUGUUGCAGCGUCUGUCGGAGAGGAUCGGCCUCUCCAGCGGCUCCUUCAUCCACAUCAGUGUGGUCGGACCUGCGAUCACCUUCAGGAUCAGACCCAACGCCAAGAACCUGACGGCUGGAGACGUGGCAGAGAAAGCUGUUGCAGAGAAGAACUUUGUGGAGUCUGAGACGGGCCUGAAGGUGCUGCAGAGCGGCGUUGGACAGAGGAAUGAUGGGAAGGCGUUGCCCCUGGCGACCCGAAUCCAGCCCAAGCCCAGCUCACGUUGGGUGUUCGCCACGCUGGUGGCCAUGGCCUGCAUCGGCAGCAUCCUGGUGGCGGCCAUGACCAUCGCCUGCCUGCGUCACCACGCCCACCGACUGGCCGCAAAGAAGCUGGGACUGGGACCGGAGGGAGGCAGCUUCAGCCACCAGGAGUACCAGGACCUGUGUCGCCAGCACAUGGCCUCCAAAGGCGCAUUCGGACGCCUGGAAGCUGCUGCCCUGGGUGCAGUGGGAGGAGCGAGUGGAGGAGGAGCUGCUGGAGGAGGAGCAGGAGGCGGAGGCGUCGGGGGAGGAGGAGGAGGAGGAGGUGGAGCAGCAGGAGGUGGAGGUGCCGACUCGAGGGUGAGCAGUGUGUCGUCCCAGUUCAGCGAUGGAGCCCAGCCAAGUCCGAGUUCCCACAGCAGCACGCCGUCGUGGUGUGAGGAGCCGGCGCAGGCCAACAUGGACAUUUCAACGGGUCACAUGAUCCUGGCAUACAUGGAGGACCACCUGAGGAACAAGGACCGUCUGAUGAAGGAGUGGGAGGCCCUGUGCUCCUACCAGGCCGAGCCCAGCGCCGUCUCUGUGGCUCAGAGCGACGCCAACGCCAAGAAGAACCGCUGCCCCGACUCUGUGCCCUAUGACCACUCGAGGGUGAAGCUGAAGGCGGAGAUCAACCCUUCACGCGCUGACUACAUCAAUGCCAGCACCAUCAUCGAGCACGACCCCCGGAUGCCGGCCUACAUCGCCACCCAGGGCCCCUUGUCGCACACCAUCUCCGACUUCUGGCAGAUGGUGUGGGAGAACGGCUGCACUGUGAUUGUGAUGAUGACGGCUCUGGUGGAGGACGGGGAGAAGCAGUGCGACCGCUACUGGCCCGACGAGGGCUCGUCCCUCUACCACAUCUACGAGGUGAAUUUGGUGUCGGAGCACAUCUGGUGUAACGACUUCCUGGUGAGAAGCUUCUACCUGAAGAACGUGCAGACGCAGGAGACCAGGACGCUCACUCAGUUCCACUUCCUCAGCUGGCCGGCGCAGGGCAUCCCCACCUCCACACGGCCCCUGCUGGACUUCCGAAGGAAGGUGAAUAAAUGCUACCGAGGACGAUCCUGCCCCAUCAUCGUGCACUGCAGUGACGGUACAGGCCGGACGGGGACUUACAUCCUGAUUGACAUGGUUCUCAACCGUAUGGCCAAAGGCGUGAAAGAGAUUGACAUCGCUGCUACCCUGGAGCAUGUCCGAGACCAGAGGCCUGGGAUGGUCCGCACCAAGGACCAGUUUGAGUUCGCCCUGACGGCCGUCGCUGAGGAGGUCAACGCCAUCCUCAAAGCUCUGCCCCAGUGAAACCGGUACGACCCAGACCGGCCUCGAGCCUGACGGCCUGACCCCGCCCCCCCUGACUCCGCGCUCAGCCUCCUGUCUUACCUUGGCUUUUCUCUCUGUGAUGAUGAUUAUCAUGAUGAAGAAAGAUCGAGUGAUUCCUUGAAACUUAAUUGUGAUGUAAAAAUAAAAAAUCAAAUAAAUGUACUUUAUCAGGCAGGAUUUGCGCAGGCAUCGUUUUACUUUAAAGUAUUUCUGGCACAGACAUGACGCUUUCAGGGACAUUCGGAGGGUAAAAAGUGUUUGUCCACAGCUAAUGUAAGAAAAAAUUAAACCAGAAAGAUGAAAACUUCAAAACAGACCUAAAAGCACCUGUGAAAAUGUACAACUCUUUAGUGAUGAUGUACUGGUCUGCAUAUGAAUGAGCAACAGACUAUUUAAACAUCAGAUUUUAUCCAGCCUGACGUUCUGGUAGCUACGCUCCGUUUUGAACCAGAUUGAAAAAAAAUGUAAUGUUUCCUCUUAUUUGUGGUUGAAGUUUGUUGAAAUUGUGCUGCUCUCGAGUCAUCCCGUUGGUUUUGGUCUUGACGCAAAAAAAAGGCUCCAAAAAAGCUUAAUUGAUUAGAUUUCUAGAGUGUCAAAAGGAAAAAUGGUUUCCAUUUUAAAGUUAUUGAUUGUUCACACGUCCUGCUCGAUCUGUAGCUUCCCUUCCUCUCCUCACAGGAUGAAAACCUGCUGAAAACACAAACGUGUGGCGUCCGUCUCUUUGUGUGCCAUUCACAUCAUUUUGACUCACCAGAUAUGUUGUUGUAUACCUCACGCAAGUCAAAAAAUGAAUAAAAAAAAAAACACCUAAAAAUAUUAAAUGCUAUUCUCUUAAAACAAGAAAUGCUAUUUUGUAUCUGUGAGACCUUAAAUAAACCUUUUCGUGUUUAA
This is a messenger RNA of Scatophagus argus, 4018 nucleotides long. It is a transcript of the gene ptprnb, whose product is annotated as protein tyrosine phosphatase receptor type Nb. Gene Ontology annotation, molecular function: protein tyrosine phosphatase activity. The record is from RefSeq and is a predicted model, not a curated record. The transcript is spliced from 23 exons. Bases 251 to 3106 code for a protein of 951 amino acids. Lineage: Eukaryota; Metazoa; Chordata; Actinopteri; Scatophagidae. Gene Ontology annotation, cellular component: secretory granule. Gene Ontology annotation, biological process: protein dephosphorylation.